Molecule: messenger RNA, 783 nt
Organism: Belonocnema kinseyi
Lineage: Eukaryota; Metazoa; Arthropoda; Insecta; Hymenoptera; Cynipidae
Product: apolipoprotein D-like
Exons: 5
Coding region: 151-717 (188 amino acids)
Molecular function (GO): pigment binding
Source: RefSeq, a predicted model, not a curated record
AUUCCAGUUUUCGUUUCAAGAGUGUCACUUUUUAUAGUUUUCUUUCAUUAAAAUUUUGGUAGCAAUAUUUUCUCAAUGAGAAAUAGGAUCAAAAUAAUUUUUCAAGCAAUUUUUUAAAAUUCAUAACUAAGUGGCGAUACAGCUGAAAGAAUGAUUCAGGUUGGAAUCCUUCUUCUGACUUGCACUGGAGCUUUGGCUCAAGUUCCUGGUUUUGGAUCUUGUCCAAAAGUGGAUGUGGUGCAAAAUUUUGAUGUGUCAAAGUAUUUAGGUGUUUGGUACGAAGUCCAAAAAUAUUUUGCAGUUUUUGAAUUUGGUGGAAAAUGCAUAACUGCAAACUACACACAAAAGUCAGAUGGUUCAGUAAAUGUUCUCAACAGGCAAAUUAACGUUUUAACUGGAAAACCAUCAACAAUUGAAGGCAGUGCAAAAUUGGCUGGCAGUACGAAUGAAGGAAAACUGUCUGUCGUUUUUCCAUCCGUUCCAGGACAAAUUCCUGCCCCAUAUUGGAUUUUGGAUACCGAUUAUGAAAACUAUGCCGUCGUCUUUUCCUGUACUGAUGUAACCCUCUUCCAUGCCAAAAUUAUUUGGAUUUUGACAAGAAAACAGGAUCCAUCAAAAGAAGUACUCGAGAAGGCUUAUUCAGUUCUUGACAAGAACCAAUUGAGCAGAUCUCCAUUGAUGAAAACGAUUCAGAAAAAUUGUACAAGUGCCCAUUGAAAUCAGGAAGAAAUUUGUUAAAUUUUCACUGUUACAAAAUUUCUACCAAUAAAAAAUAAUUUAAAA